AUGACAGACGGUCCGGAACAACAGACAGCUGCAACUCCAACAUUGGUGCAAGUGAAUCGAGUAGGAUUAAAACUUCCUCCCUUCUGGGAUAAACAUCCUAUACUUUGGUUCAAAAAUAUAGAAGCGCAAUUUAUUGUUUCUGGAAUAACUCAAGAUGAAACGAAAUAUUACAAUGUAAUAGCGGCUCUCACUUCGGACAUUUUGAAUUACGUUAGUGAUAUCGUAAUAACGCCGCCUGAGAACAACAAAUACGAAACUUUGAAAUCGCGGCUUAUAUCUGAUUUUUCCGACUCCGAGCAGAAGAGAAUUAAAGCUGUACUUUCCGAAUUAAUUUUGGGGGAUGACAAACCCUCACAUUUGCUACGGAAAAUGAAACAAUUGGCAGGACAAACUCUUGGCGAUGAGUUUCUCAAAACGCUUUGGCUACAACGUCUACCUAGUCAAGUUCAAGCUAUUCUUUCCGUAUCUGAAGACAGUUUGGAUAAAUUAGCUUUAAUGGCCGAUAAAAUACAUGAGACUGCAAGCGCAAAUAUAGAUGAAGUAAAAUGCGCAAACACUGCAAUUUCUGACGUUACUGAGUUAAAACUGCAAAUUGCAGAACUUAGUAAACAAGUUGAACGCCUCUCGCGAAGUCGCGCCAAGGAGACUUCGAAUAGACAUUUUUCUCGUCGCCCACGUUCAAACUCGAGUAAGAACAAGAAAACGUAUGAUCAGUGUUGGUAUCACUGGAAGUUUGGAAAUGAUGCAAAGCGUUGCAAAUCCCCUUGUCGUUUUAAAACCUCGGAAAACUAA
Molecule: messenger RNA, 792 nt
Organism: Uloborus diversus
Lineage: Eukaryota; Metazoa; Arthropoda; Arachnida; Araneae; Uloboridae
Exons: 1
Coding region: 1-792 (263 amino acids)
Source: RefSeq, a predicted model, not a curated record